Messenger RNA from Cynocephalus volans (Philippine flying lemur), 1334 nucleotides. It is a transcript of the gene METAP1D, whose product is annotated as methionyl aminopeptidase type 1D, mitochondrial. Bases 22 to 1029 code for a protein of 335 amino acids. Gene Ontology annotation, cellular component: mitochondrion. Lineage: Eukaryota; Metazoa; Chordata; Mammalia; Dermoptera; Cynocephalidae. The record is from RefSeq and is a predicted model, not a curated record. Gene Ontology annotation, biological process: proteolysis. The transcript has 10 exons. Gene Ontology annotation, molecular function: metalloaminopeptidase activity.
GACCACGUGACCGGCGCCAACAUGGCGGCGCCCAGCGGCGUCCACCUGCUCGUCCGCAGAGGUCAUCAUAGAAUUUUCUCUUCGCCACUCAAUCAUAUCUACUUACAUAAGCAGUCAAGCAGUCAACAAAGAAGAAAUUUCUUUUUCCGGAAACAAAGAGAUAUUUCAUACAGUAUAGUUUUGCCUGCUGCAGUUUCUUCGGCUCAUCCAGUCCCUAAGCACAUAAAGAAGCCAGACUAUGUGACGACAGGCAUUGUACCCGACUGGGGAGACAGCAUAGAAGUUAAGAAUGAAGAUCAGAUUCAAGGGCUUCGUCAGGCUUGUCAGCUGGCCCGUCAUGUCCUCCUCCUGGCCGGGAAGAGUUUAAAGGUUGACAUGACAACUGAAGAGAUAGAUUCCCUUGUUCAUCAGGAAAUCAUCAGUCAUAAUGCCUAUCCCUCGCCUCUAGGCUAUGGAGGUUUUCCAAAAUCUGUUUGUACUUCUGUAAACAACGUGCUCUGUCAUGGUAUUCCUGACAGUCGACCUCUUCGGGAUGGAGAUAUCAUCAACAUUGAUGUGACGGUCUAUUACAAUGGCUACCAUGGAGACACCUCUGAAACAUAUUUGGUGGGCAAUGUGGACGAAUGUGGUAAAAAGUUAGUGGAGGUUGCUAGGAGGUGUAGAGAUGAAGCAAUUGCAGCUUGCAGAGCAGGGGCUCCCUUCUCUGUAAUCGGAAACACAAUCAGCAGCAUAACCCAUCAGAAUGGUUUGCAAGUCUGUCCACAUUUUGUGGGACAUGGAAUAGGAUCUUACUUUCAUGGACAUCCAGAAAUUUGGCAUCAUGCGAAUGACAACGAUCUACCUAUGGAGGAGGGCAUGGCCUUCACUAUAGAGCCAAUCAUCACCGAGGGAUCCCCUGAGUUUAGAGUCCUGGAGGAUGCGUGGACUGUGGUCUCCCUGGACAAUCAAAGGUCGGCCCAGUUCGAACACACAGUUCUCAUCACGUCGCGGGGCGCGGAGGUCCUCACCAAACUGCCGCACGAAGGCUGAAAUCCAGCCGGCGGACUUUUAGAAGAAACGGGAACGGCAGGUCGCGCGUUAACCCACCUACCUAAUAGCGUCUUGGAAAAAUGCGGCGGGGAUUAGGGGCGGCUGGGGACUCAGACUGGAAACUCUGCCGGGGCCGCGCGACUUCGGAAAGACGGAUCCUGGCCCCGGCUCGGCUUCCCAGCGCGAGAAGCGCAUCUGGAGGGGAAUGGGGACGCCCUCCUUUGGGAGAUGAGGGAUUCCAGGAGAAGCGAGGUUUUCUCCUUCCCUUGUCCUGACUCUGCCCGAGUAAAAAGCCUCUUAAACCC